Quercus lobata is the source of this 2330-nucleotide messenger RNA. RefSeq names its product K+ efflux antiporter 6 (gene KEA6). The transcript is spliced from 20 exons. Gene Ontology annotation, biological process: potassium ion transmembrane transport; proton transmembrane transport. Gene Ontology annotation, cellular component: membrane. Bases 127 to 1881 code for a protein of 584 amino acids. Lineage: Eukaryota; Viridiplantae; Streptophyta; Magnoliopsida; Fagales; Fagaceae. Gene Ontology annotation, molecular function: potassium:proton antiporter activity. The record is from RefSeq and is a predicted model, not a curated record.
CUCUUUUUACAAAUCCCAAAAACGACGUCGUCGGCUCUUUGCGAAAAAAGCUCAAAAACUCUUAUUAUUCACCAGCGUCGACGACUCGCUUAUUCUGCGCCUUUAUUUUUUCCUUCUUUCUCCGCAAUGUUGAAAAAGUUUCCAUUUUGGGAGCUCUUCAGUCUCUCUCUCCUUCUCUGCUUCGCUCUCUUAUCUUCUACCUCACUCGCCGACUCAGACUCUGACUCAGAUCGCCUCGACCUAGACCACUCCAACUCGUCCGAGUUCAAUGUCUCUCUCUCCAAACCUAAAGAAGGCAGCUUCGCUCACAUGAUCGAUCAAGCUCUCGCCAACGAGUUCCCCGAAAACGAUCAACCCGAAGUGGCUGAUUCUGGAAGCUUCAACAACAGUGUAGCUGAGCAACAGGCAACUCUGGAAACUGUAGCCAGAGUUAGAACGAAGAAAAAUGACACAAAAGAGGAAAAGUCAUUUCAACUUCAAAAUGUUUUUAAUCUUGAUAACGAUAAUCGAGCUGAAGAUACACCUACAUUGAUAGAUCGGAAGGACAAUGUCUUUAUUAUAUCCAAUUUUAAAUCAAAAUAUCCAGUUCUGCAGCUAGACAUAAGAUUGAUAUCCGAUUUGGUAGUUGUUAUUGUGUCCGCAACAUGUGGUGGCAUUGCCUUUGCUUGUGCUGGACAGCCGGUUAUUACUGGAUAUUUGCUAGCAGGAUCGUUUAUUGGACCUGGAGGGUUCAGCUUCAUCAGUGAAAUGGUCCAAGUUGAAACAGUGGCCCAGUUUGGUGUAGUUUUUCUUCUUUUUGCACUGGGCUUGGAGUUCUCCAUAACGAAGCUUCGCGUUGUUCGAGCAGUUGCUGUUCUAGGGGGCCUGCUACAGAUUUUCUUAUUUAUGUGCCUGUGUGGCAUACUAAUAUCGUUAUGUGGUGGUAAAGCUUCUGAGGGGGUAUUUGUUGGUGCAUUCCUUUCCAUGUCUUCAACAGCAGUGGUAUUGAAGUUUUUGAUGGAAAAAGCCUCUACUAAUGCCCUUCAUGGCCAAGUUACCAUUGGCAUCCUUAUUCUGCAGGACUGUUGUGUGGGUUUACUGUUUGCUUUGCUCCCAGUUCUGGGUGGGACUUCUGGUGUUCUUCAAGGAGUGAUGUCCAUGACUAAACUGUUGGUGGUGUUGAUUACGUUUUUGGCUGUUCUGUCAAUAUUAUCUCGUACUUGUGUUCCUUGGUUACUUAAACUGAUGAUAAGCCUAUCAUCACAGACCAAUGAACUAUAUCAAUUGGCAUCAGUUGCGUUCUGCUUGCUUGUAGCCUGGUGUAGUGAUAAGCUGGGGCUAAGUCUAGAACUGGGUUCCUUUGCUGCUGGAGUGAUGAUAUCAACAACUGAUCUAGCUCAACAUACACUAGAACAAAUUGAACCCAUUCGCAAUUUGUUUGCGGCUCUUUUUUUAGCCAGCAUUGGGAUGUUGAUCCAUGUUCAGUUUCUCUGGAACCACGUGGAUAUAUUAUUAGCGUCUGUUCUUUUGGUGAUCAUUGUAAAAACAUUCAUAAUAUCCACUGUUGUCAAGGGAUUUGGUUACAACAACAAGACUUCGCUUCUUGUUGGAAUGUCUCUGGCACAGAUAGGGGAAUUCGCUUUUGUUCUUCUCAGUCGUGCUUCUAAUCUUCAUCUAGUUGAGGGGAAAGUGUACCUUUUGCUUCUUGGGACUACAGCUCUUAGUCUGGUAACGACUCCUCUCCUUUUCAAGCUAAUUCCUGCUGUAGUGCACCUCGGCGUGCUACUGCGGUGGUUCUCCCCUGACAGUUCUGUCGAGAUUGGAUUUAAAGGAGAUAACCUCCGCACGGAAAGUGGAAAGCAGCGUGUUAUAUUGAUUGACCCAGGAUCUCAUGAUUCAUGAAGACUGUAUAUGAACUGAAGGGGGAUUUCAGUUUUAUAUGACAAGUUAUACAUUUAGCACUGGCUUUCGCGUUUCACCAAGUUGAUCAGAUUCUAUUGUGUACAAAGCUUUUCCAUGAUCUGUUACCUGUUACUGAUCAGACUAGAGAUCAACAAAUCAAUUUGAGCAUCUGAAAUUUAAGAACGGGAAAGAGGUGUAAAUCUAACUGUUGAAAGGACUAACUGAUGAAAGCUUUAUCUGUGAUAUUCAUUCGUCUCCACUGUGCAACUUGUGGAGACCAUUCUUUCUAAAUGUAAGUUGUAACAUAGUUUCAGUUUUGUAAUAUAAAGUGAUUGAUUUCAAAUAGUACAGAAUUUUGAAUGUAUCAAGGGACGUCUGUUUCUUUAUAACUUUAUAAGAUUUAUUUUUAGAGUUUCAAUUUUGUAAUUGUAAGUGAAAGUUUUCAUUUA